Molecule: messenger RNA, 1280 nt
Organism: Musca domestica (house fly)
Lineage: Eukaryota; Metazoa; Arthropoda; Insecta; Diptera; Muscidae
Product: UBX domain-containing protein 1
Exons: 1
Coding region: 143-1081 (312 amino acids)
Molecular function (GO): protein binding
Source: RefSeq, a predicted model, not a curated record
UAUUCUCGCUUAGGGCACUGUUUGUCAUCCCGCUUCUUUUGGUGUUGGUUCGCUUGGAUCGUGAAAUUGCAAAAAAUAAAUUCGCGAAUAAUCUUUAAUUAUUAAGUCAUUUGCUUGUAAAAAAUUAAAAUUUUGGGAGGAAAUGGGUGAUGUACAAAUGUUAAUGGAAAUGGGCUUCCCCAAGGAAAGAGCCGAAUACGCUCUAAAGGUUACCAACAACAAAGGAGUUGAGCCGGCUAUGGAGUGGUUGUUAGCUCAUGUUGACGAACCAAUUCCACAGCAACCUGCCGUUGAGGAGGCACCCAGCACUUCUAAUUCGGAAAAAGUUGCCGGUGAAGCAAAAUCACUUAAAUGCGAUGAUUGCGGUAAACUGUGUAAAGAUCAGGGUGAAGUAGAAUUCCAUGCUGCAAAGACCGGUCAUAGCAAUUUUUCUGAAUCCACCGAGGAGAAAAAACCGCUAACAGAAGAGGAGAAGAAACAACAGCUGGCUCUGAUUGAAGAGAAACUUAAACAAAAGCGUUUGGAACGAGAAGAACGCGAAAGGCAAGAUGCCCUGGAACGUGAACGUAAUCGCAUUAAAUCGGGCAAGGACAUGUCUGAGGCCCGCAGACGAAUCGAGGAGUUGGAAAUGAAAAAAAUAAUUGAACAACGUAAACGUGAAAAGGCCGAAGAAAAGGCAGCACGUGAACGUGUAAAGGCUCAGAUUGAAGCGGAUAAAGCCAGACGCAAGGCCAGUCAGACAUCACCCACUGCCGAAACACCGGUUGCUUCGUCGUCAUCGGUUUCUUCUACCACACCAACUGCUGAUGCUAGCGUUAAAUCUCCCCCAAAGGAGUACAAAGAGACACGCAUCCAGAUACGUCUCCAAGAUGGAUCAACUCUAACGGAAACCUUCAACGUUAACGAACAACUGUCCGCAGUGCGUGUGUUCAUACAAAUGAAAACCGGCAAUGAAACGCCAUUUGGUCUGAUGACAACAUUUCCUCGCAAAGUUUUUGACUGUGAUGACUUUGAGAAACCAUUAAGUGCUCUGGGUCUGGUACCAUCGGCCGUCCUAAUAAUGACCAAAGUCAAUGUGUAAACAUUUAGCAAUAUGGUGUAGCUGCUGCAUGCGUAUUGGAUCACUUGCGACAUUUAAAAUAAAUAAAUAAAAUCGUAUUUAAUCUCUUUUUUGGUAAUGCUCGGCAAUUUUGUAUGUAUAUGUAUUUAUUUCGGUGCAGCAAAUAGACUGCAGAUUUGAAUUUUGUUUUUGAAUAAAACGUUUGAUACCAACAUAAAAA